UGAACGUCAACACUCGAGAUGGCUAUCAUGAGGUCUCCACUUCACACCUUCUGGACCGAGAACAUUUGAAACACCUGCUGGCUGAGGAGGACACGAGGUUCUUGAUCAACAUAUGGUAUCCGCGUGUGCUUGUUCUCUCAGAGUCUGACGUAACCACGUCGCACCCGACAUUGUAUCCGAUACAACAAUCGAAAAUACGCAAGCAGUCGCGCACCAGCUCUCAAGACGGUUUGGAGCGCGGUAAUCCGCCUUUUCCGAACCCACCGGUCGCAAGGCUGUGUUGCGAUCACGUGAUCACCUCUUCUCCUAUCACAUGGGCUCUCACGAUUGACCUUCACGUGUAUGUCUUGGCAACAACCCCAGAUUCAGAGUUAUACUUUUAUGUUCUUGCGGGUCCCUCGUGCUUGCAGCAUCAUUGCCUCAGCUGCGAAUUGUCGUCCACCGAGGCCAUUUACAAGAAGUCUUACCACGGCCACAAAAACCAUGCUCGAUCCGACCCAGCCUGUACACUGGAUCUUGGAUUGGGACGGCACGAUAAGUCAACACGAUACACUUGAUGCGCUCGUUAGUAUAUCGGCCUCUGCAAAGCCUGGUUCACCUGUCUUGGAUGAAUGGAAUCGGGUCUCAGAAGCCUAUGUAUCCGAUUAUACCGCCGCCAUAGCGAGACUUGCCCCUGAGGGCAACUUACCAAAGACGAUACAAAAGGAGAAGUUGCUGCUUCACGCACUCAAGAGUGUAGAACAGGCUAGUCUUGACCGUGUAUCCUCUUCUGGUAUUUUCGCAGGGUUGACCAGAAAGCUGCUGGGGGAGGGCACGAACGAGCUGAUUAAAUCCAAGAGGGUCGAGAUACGUCCUGGUUUUACUGAGUUUUUAGGCUUCAGUCAAACCCGUGGUAAUGACCAUAUGAAUCUUUUAAGUGUCAAUUGGAGUCGCUACUUUAUCGACUGUUGCCUAGGAGCUGCAGGGGCAACAAUCCAAAGAGACUCGAUCUAUGCGAAUGAGCUGGAUGGCAUCGAAUGUGGCUCGGUUUCGCACGGCCAGAUCGGCCCAAGCAGUGACGCAGAUAUGUUAAUCAUCUCCAGCGGCGACAAGCUGGAACACAUGGAUCGGUUACGCAAACAGCAUCACGAGUCGAGAAACUCUAAUGCCGCGCUCAGCACGCCGGCGGUGUACGUUGGAGACAGCUGGACCGACAUCGAAUGCCUCCUUGAAGCAGACUUGGGUAUUUGCAUUCGCGACGAACCACUCAGUAGCUCACAGAAAAAGCUAUCAGAACGAUUGCAAAGCCUGGGCGUCCGUUGUCCUCACUUGUCAGCCUGGAGUGAGUCGGACGCGGUGCAAGUGGUAUGGGCUCGGAAUUUCCACGAAAUCAAAGAAUGGGUGCAAAUGAGAAAGACUUGAGAACCAUGGGGUAUCUAGUUGCGCGUUGUGGGAUGGUUGACUGCAGGACGGACUCUUUUUAUCGCAUACAUUCACAUGUGUGUACCAUGGACGUAUAGCGUCGACAUAUGGAAUGUUGGGUGUAUGGUGAGUGUCAAUGGUUUAAAUGAACGGUCUAUAGCUGAACUCAGUCUUCCUUACAGAUCUGGGACGCUUUCGAGGGCG
Boeremia exigua is the source of this 1605-nucleotide messenger RNA. RefSeq lists its product as uncharacterized. The transcript has a single exon. The record is from RefSeq and is a predicted model, not a curated record. Bases 343 to 1401 code for a protein of 352 amino acids. Lineage: Eukaryota; Fungi; Ascomycota; Dothideomycetes; Pleosporales; Didymellaceae.